GACAACCUUUGACAUCAACCACCAUGUUCUGCAAUUGAUACGUCAUGUCUGCUCUGCCUUCAUCGUCUCGCAUAAGGACAACGGUCCCUACGACGCCAACAACAUCACGAGUUGCGAGCACACAUGCAGCCCAAGCCUCGCCACACUAUUCCACCACUCGACGGCACUCUCUAUAUGGCGUAGAAGACAGAGUUAUCAUCGAUCCUGGCUCUCGGAUAUGGAAAGUAGGCUUCAGUGGAGAGGGCAGGCCUCGAGAAGUUCUUUAUGCCGGUGGAAAGUCGGGUGCAGCGCUCUGGGGACUUGAGCGCGCUGUAAAUCCAGCAGACAGAGCGGAGGAGAACAAGCUAUUAUCCAUUAACCUUGAACGAUGCCUGAGAUCUGUUUUCCAUGAUUCUCUGUUAACAGAUCCAAAAGCGCGAAAGGUCAUACUGGUCGAACAUCCCCUUCUCCCGCUGUACAUCAAAGAUAUCAUUGCUCAGAUUUUGUUCGACAAUCUUCAGGUUCCUUCAAUUUCUUUUGCAUCAAGUCAUCUUCUUUCCCUCUUCACUGUAGGCCGUAUCACAGGAUUGGUUAUUGACUGUGGACAUUUGGAGUCAGUAGCGCUUCCGAUUUUUGCUGCCAGGCCAAUGUUCCCCCAACUUCGUUCGACACCAUUAGCGGGCGCGCGGUUAUCAUCGCACUUGCGUGCCCUUAUACUCCUCUUCGGAACGUAUCUACCUCCGCCCACGACUCUUAGUGCCUCUGUUAACAUCCCUGCGUCCAGUCGCGCCACCCGUGUACCCCAAGAAGUACUAACUGAUGCCGUUAUUGAUGAGAUAAAAACCCGAUGCUGCUUUGUGGGAGAAGCAUUAGGGAUGGCCGAUGAGGGUCGAGAAGCUACGCCUAUAGGCGAUCUGUCGUCAGAUAUCGACAUUCCCCCCAGCGACACCACAGAAUCCGACUUUUCUCUCACCGGGCGAGAAAGCGUGUCGUCACAAGUCGAUUCAGAUUUUUCUGUCGUGUCCACUCCCCGUGCACCAAUGUCGGAUGAUAGACCACAUAGCGGGGAGAAUUACUUGCAGGCUCUUGCAGCAAUGUACAGACGAACCUCCACCGCUACAGACUUGACGAUGCGCGUCGUUCCACCUGUUUCGCAACAGACCGGUACUGGACAUGGAACUUUGAUGAUACCCGGGUGGAUUCGUGAGAGGACAGCCGAAGUUCUCUUCGAAGGAGGUGACGUGGACGAAAGUAGCGUCGCAGAAACUAUUCUGGAUUCCCUUCUAAAGGUACCCGUUGACCUGCGAAAAACUCUAGCAUCGUCUAUUCUGGUCGUAGGUGGCACGUCUAUGCUCCCAGGGUUCAUCCCAAGGCUACACAGUGAAAUAUUGCGUGCCAUUGCUCCGCUACCACCCUCAGCCAGGCAGCCUAUUCGACCUAAUAAGCCGUUACCGCCUCAGUAUGAUCGUUAUGCAGUUUUGAGACCACUGACCUCGCAUUUUGCCAUUCUCAAUAACCCUUCUCCUCAAACUGCCCAAAUGUCGGCAAGAGCGAGAUCGAAUGCCGGAAAAGCACCCGCGUUCACGCCUGCCACCAUGGCCUGGGUUGGCGGUUCGUUGGCUGGUUCGCUCAAGACGGGGGGAGUUGAACUAACCAGGGAACGAUGGGAUGAAGCUGCUUCGGGCGAUAAUGACGGUAUGAAUGUGGAUAAUUCAGUGUCCGUGGGGCACAGUGUUAUUCUUCCGGACUGGACACGAAUACCAUUAUCACAAGGUGCCCCACCGGCGUCUUUAGCAGUUCAUGGUGCGACCCAUACAUCGCCAUCUCAAGCACGAGUUGGUGCGUGAUAUGAUGCUGAGAUUUGAUAUUGUACUUCUGUAUUAGUGAUGAA
Messenger RNA from Desarmillaria tabescens, 1870 nucleotides. Its product is annotated as fungal-specific actin related protein. The transcript has 5 exons. Bases 45 to 1826 code for a protein of 593 amino acids. Gene Ontology annotation, biological process: microtubule-based movement. NCBI's taxonomy places the organism in Eukaryota, Fungi, Basidiomycota, Agaricomycetes, Agaricales, Physalacriaceae. Gene Ontology annotation, cellular component: dynactin complex. The record is from RefSeq and is a predicted model, not a curated record.